Molecule: messenger RNA, 393 nt
Organism: Giardia duodenalis
Lineage: Eukaryota; Fornicata; Diplomonadida; Hexamitidae
Product: Histone H2B
Exons: 1
Coding region: 1-393 (130 amino acids)
Cellular component (GO): nucleosome
Molecular function (GO): structural constituent of chromatin; protein heterodimerization activity; DNA binding
Source: RefSeq, a predicted model, not a curated record
AUGUCGAAGGUGGAGACGAAGCGCCUGAUGAAGAAGACGGAGGCCGGGGACAAGGGCGACGCGAAGCGCAAGCACAAGCGCCACGAGACGUACGCGACGUACAUCUACAAGGUCCUCCGCUCGGAGAACAUCCGCUCCGAGGCAGACACGGACCUCGGGAUCUCGAACAAGGGCAUGGAGGUGAUGAACUCGCUCGUGAACGACCUCUUCGAGCGCAUCGCGUCCGAGGCGUCGAACCUCGCGAAGAUCAGCAAGCGGAACACGAUCGGGAAGAAGGACAUCGAGUCCGCCGCGAAGCUCGUCAUCCCGGGCGAGAUCGGCCGCCUGAUCCGCGACGAGGCCGACAAGGCCCUCUCGAAGUUCACGUCCUCGAAGGAGUCCACGAAGAAGUAA